Messenger RNA from Ficedula albicollis (Collared flycatcher), 498 nucleotides. Its product is annotated as kinesin-like protein KIF3C. Lineage: Eukaryota; Metazoa; Chordata; Aves; Passeriformes; Muscicapidae. Bases 117 to 374 code for a protein of 85 amino acids. The record is from RefSeq and is a predicted model, not a curated record. The transcript is spliced from 2 exons.
CCCAGUGCCCAGCAGCUCCCCUGGCAGCGUGGGGUGCCAGAGCUGGAGCCGUGCUGUCCCCACGGUGACUCCCCGUGCUGUGGCUGUCCCUGUGCCCUGGGCAGGCCGAGAACAUCAUGUUCCUGGAGCUGGACCUGUCCCCCCCGGCCAUCUUCGAGUUCGAGCGCGGCCGGGAGGCGGCGGAGCAGGACCCGCGGGCGCUGCACCUGGAGAGGCUGAUGCACCUGGACAGCCUCCUGGAGAGGCCAGCGGCCUCCCGCGUGCGCAAGUCCCGCUCCUGGUGCCAGACGCCGAGGUCGCUGCCAUCCUCCACCACCCACGUGUCCCUGGCCUCCAGCUCCCCGUGUGCCGCCCCACUGCCGGCCCAGGAGUGACAGCCUGGACACCUGGUCCCGGACUGAGCCCCCGAGGGCCGAGGGGGGCCCGGCCCAGCGGCCCCAGCUCAUCCUCAGCUACUUUGUGUGUGUUUGUGCAGACACGAGCGGCCCCGGGCCAGGG